Messenger RNA from Sardina pilchardus (European sardine), 1137 nucleotides. RefSeq names its product peptidylprolyl isomerase Ab (cyclophilin A) (gene ppiab). Lineage: Eukaryota; Metazoa; Chordata; Actinopteri; Clupeiformes; Clupeidae. Bases 95 to 589 code for a protein of 164 amino acids. Gene Ontology annotation, biological process: protein peptidyl-prolyl isomerization; protein folding; response to hypoxia. The record is from RefSeq and is a predicted model, not a curated record. Gene Ontology annotation, molecular function: peptidyl-prolyl cis-trans isomerase activity. Gene Ontology annotation, cellular component: intracellular membrane-bounded organelle. The transcript has 5 exons.
UUUCACACGGUGUUGUAGUCUCGAGCGGCUGCGGCACAUUUGGAGUCCACUUCAACUAGUAAUACAAAAUUAAGAACCAGCCAAUUCAGUAACCAUGGCGAACCCCAAAGUUUUUUUUGACAUUCAUGUUGAUGGCGCACCCUUCGGCAGGAUUGUGAUGGAGCUGAGGGCUGAUGUUGUCCCCAAGACUGCCGAGAAUUUCAGAGCCCUUUGCACCGGCGAGAAGGGCUUCGGUUACAAGGGUUCCGGCUUCCACCGCGUCAUCCCCGGCUUCAUGUGCCAGGGUGGUGAUUUCACCAACCACAAUGGAACUGGUGGCAAGUCCAUCUAUGGCAACAAGUUCGCCGACGAGAACUUCACCCUGAAGCACGGAGGCAUGGGCACCCUGUCCAUGGCUAAUGCUGGCCCCAACACCAACGGUUCCCAGUUCUUCAUCUGCACCGCCGACACUGCCUGGCUUGAUGGCAAGCACGUUGUGUUUGGCAAGGUUGUGGAGGGUGUCGACAUUAUCAAGAAAGUGGAGGGAAAGGGAUCCAGCAGUGGCAAGACCAGCGCCAAGAUCACCAUUGCUGACUGUGGCCAGCUUUGAGUGGUGUCCAUCUUCGCUUCCAUCCUUCACCCCCUGACUGCCCCAGCCUCCUCCCGCUCACCCAAACCUCCGGUUUAUCGGCAUUCCUGUUCAUGUACAUUUGUUUUCUCUUUUUGUUUCUUUUUAAGAGCUACCACCCUUCUCCUUAAAUCGAAAAUACUCGUUCCAUGUUUGGUUUGUGCCUGACCUUGUGUUGUGCAUUAGGAAUGUCUUUUCAGGACCACAAUUGUUUAACAAAAGAAAAUCAGGAUUAAAGUAGGAACACGUUUCCUUGAAGAUCAAAUGUUUUCUUGUUUUGUUUUUUUUGCAAAAAAAAAAAGCAUUUAGAUGUCUGUCGCGAGAAGUUUGUUUCUUUGUAAACGGUUAGAAAAAUUGGAAUGCGUUGGUGUCUUAAGCUCUUGAUUGGAACCUUAGAAACAGAAUUGGAAUACAUGUUACCUUGAACAUCUUUCAUAGAUGGCCUCUAUGUCUGCCUUGUCAUAUCAAGGGAUCUGCAGUAGUACACUAUUGGCAAUUAUCUAAACAUCAUUAAAAAGACCUUGACUUAA